This is a messenger RNA of Amblyraja radiata (thorny skate), 1648 nucleotides long. It is a transcript of the gene alkbh3, whose product is annotated as alkB homolog 3, alpha-ketoglutarate dependent dioxygenase. The coding region runs from base 143 to 991 and encodes 282 amino acids. The transcript has 10 exons. Gene Ontology annotation, molecular function: dioxygenase activity. Gene Ontology annotation, cellular component: mitochondrion; nucleoplasm. Gene Ontology annotation, biological process: DNA alkylation repair. The record is from RefSeq and is a predicted model, not a curated record. NCBI's taxonomy places the organism in Eukaryota, Metazoa, Chordata, Chondrichthyes, Rajiformes, Rajidae.
GAGUGGGCGCGGGGGCAGGGUGGGAACGAUUCACCGCACUCCCUCGGUGCGGGAGCCAGCCGGACUCGGCGCUGUGACACAGCGGAAGGAAGACGGCGAGGUGGAAUGCUGUGACAAUGAAGAAGUGAGAUAAACAAUAUUCAUGGCAGACAAAAGGCAGCGGGCAAGAGUGCAGGGUUCAUGGGCAGGCCACAGUAAGACAGCAGCAACCGUGUUUCAAGCUGGCAGACACUCUACACAAAAUGUUGCAAGUACACAGCGGUCACCAAAAGAACAGGCUGCAGCUGAUGGGCGAUUUGUCUUCCAAGAUCCAACUGAGGUUCAACGUAAGAUUCCGGAAGUAAGAAUCAUUGACAAAGAAGGUUUAUAUGAAAUCAGCAGUGGGCCAACAGGUGUUUCCAGACUUCAUCUGAAACCUGCUUUCAUUGACCCAAAAGAAGCUGAUUGGAUGUUUGAACAAUUGUACAGGGAAAUACCUUGGCAGCAAAAAUCUAACAUUGGACCGGAUGGAUCAUACAAGGAACCAAGACUCACAUCGUGGUAUGGAGAUCUCCCCUACACAUACUCCAACUCAACAAUGAAAUCAAACCCUCAUUGGCAUCCUCUGUUGUCUAUGCUAAAGGAUCUAAUUGCGGAAGUAACUGGAUACACCUUUAAUUCUCUUCUUUGCAAUCUGUACCGACAUUGUAAGGACAGCAUUGAUUGGCACAGUGAUGAUGAGCCAUCGUUGGGAAUAGACCCAGUUAUUGCAUCCCUCAGCUAUGGAGAAACCAGGAACUUUGAAAUGAGAAAAAAAUUACCUCCAGAAGAGAAAGGUGAUUAUACCUAUGCCGAAAGAAUUCGUAUCCCGUUAAACCAUGGGUGUCUGUUGGUAAUGGAAGGGAAGACCCAGAAGGAUUGGCAGCAUCGAGUGCCAAAAGAAUACCAUGAUAGAAAUCCACGAAUAAAUCUGACAUUUAGAACAGUUUAUCCCGAGGCAAGAUUAAACUGAAGAUAACGUGUGAAAAUCUGCAGCAGAACUGUGUGAAAAUAAAUGAAAGAACAAGAGAUGUUGUCUGUUAAUGUUUACAAUUCUAAGAUAUUGAACAUUUAUUAAAGAAGAAUUCUAGAAAGUUUCAUUAUUGCAAGUUUUGGAAAAAUGUAGUUUGAAUACUAAAUUGGGAGCCAAUUGGAAGUUAUUUCUAAACUAUGUAAAUGCAUUUUUAAUUAUUUGAAGAAAAAAUAAUUCAAAAUGUGAUUGCAUACUAAUCUGGAAAGUUACAGAGAGAAUUGUGUCAAUGAGUGCUUGGAUCCAAUCAAUAUACACUGAAGGCUUAGAUGUUUGAAAGUCAGUACAAUUAUUCAUGUACUUUACUAAUAUCUCCCUCCAACUUAGCUUCAAAACAUUUUUUUUAAAUAAAUAAAUAAUAAAUGACCAAGCGUGAGAAAGGAAUAAUUUUGGUGUUAGAAAACAAACUGUUGAUUGAUUAUUAUUUGUAAAAAUAGUUUCUUAAAGAUUAUGCACUAUAAGUUUGAAAACGUGUUUAACUCUUGAGUUAAUUGUCCAGGAAAGAUUAUAAUGAAAGCAUAGUCUUCAAAUGGGAUAGAAUUAAUGAUACCAAGCAGCGCAAUAUGUACAUGCUAAAUAAAUGGAUUAUGCUAAUCCAAA